AGGGGCAUACAGGUCAAUUGACAUUCAGGGUCUCCAGACAGUUGUUUUUUAGAAUAGUUUGUCCAGAAAAGUUAUUCCAAACAGGGCCUAUCCAUAUUCCUCCCUAUCCGCCGCCAUGAACCCUGCCAACAGCGAGGCAGCCGCUGCCGAGAAGGCACGGCACAAGGACAAGAAGCAGAAAAGGAAGAAGCGCAAGGAUGCCAUUGAGGACAACUGUGGCGCAGCAGCAGCUGAGGAAGGCACACCCCACGAGAAGAAGAAGCAAAAGCAGAGGAAGGAUGGAGGUGAGUGGGAGGAGAAGCCAACUGUGAGCAUCGCUGUUGCCGGCUCCAUUAUUGACAACGCCCAAUCCCUCGAGCUCGCCACCAUGCUGGCUGGUCAGAUUGCCCGCACUGCAACCGUCUUCCGCAUAGAUGAGGUCGUCGUCUUUGACAGCACUCCCGCUUCAGAGAAUGGCGGCACAGGUGAUGGUGAAGAGAGUGGCGCACGUUUCCUUGUUCGGAUAUUGGAGUAUCUGGAGACACCGCAGUACCUACGCCGGCGCCUUUUCCCGAUGCACAAGAACCUGAAGUUUGGAUUGUUACCACCACUCGAUGCGCCACACCAUGUGCGCAAGCAUGAAUGGUCUGAGUUUCGUGAAGGUGUAACAUUGGAGGGUGAUCGCUCAAAGGGGACCCUUGUUGAUGUGGGAUUAAACAAGAAUGUUCUAGUUGAGCAAAUACUAGAACCAGGGAAGAGAGUAACUGUAGCCAUGGGAACCAAUCGUGACCUAACAACAGCUUGUGUAAGGAAAGUUGUUCCCCCCUCCACCCCCCAGGGAAGAGAUGGGAUCUUAUUGGGGCUAUAAAGUGCGUUAUGCUUCAAGUUUAAGUGGUGUUUUCAAAAAUUCCCCAUACAAGGUGC
This is a messenger RNA of Panicum virgatum (switchgrass), 903 nucleotides long. RefSeq names its product putative methyltransferase C9orf114 homolog. The transcript has 6 exons. The coding region runs from base 116 to 847 and encodes 243 amino acids. The record is from RefSeq and is a predicted model, not a curated record. Lineage: Eukaryota; Viridiplantae; Streptophyta; Magnoliopsida; Poales; Poaceae.